AUGAGUGACAACAACGCUCCCGAUUUAUCCAUCGUGGGUGAUCGCCUAACACUACAUCCUCCUGGCGUCAUUCAGGACCAGGAGACGCCUCUCCUGACUUCAUUCGCUCGAUUCCGUUCAGCCCCUUUGGAUUUUCUGCGAGAAGUCAGCUUACAUCUCUCUGGCACUGGUUGGCGCUCAUACGAUGACUUCAUUGGUCGAAACAUAUUCUACAAUGGCUUCAGCGACCACAUCAAAGCCUUGGUCUUGAAGAAUCCACGAUUGCAAUCUAGAAUCUCUGAACUAGCUCACAAAAGACUUGAUGUUGAGAUUGCCGAAGGAACUCUUCCGAGCCACAAGGCCGACGAGAGACGUAAAGAGAUGGAGGCUCAGUUAGUCCAGGUCGCAGAUUCUUGGACGGACCAGAUGAUCUGCAAGAUGGACAGUAGAAGAUUUAUUCGUGGUGCAUACUACUUUGCAACACAGCUUCUCACGAGAGCCUAUCACCAGGGUAUCCACGUCUCUAGCGAUGAGGUCCUGCGCCUUCGAAAGGUUGCUCAAGAAGCAGAGAAGAAGAAACAAUCCAUCAUCUUUCUACCAUGUCAUCGCUCACACGUCGACUAUGUCUCAUUACAGCUCAUCUGCUAUCGCCUCGGUCUCGCCCUGCCCAUCGUGGUGGCUGGCGACAAUCUCAACUUCCCCGUGGUUGGUCCCUUCUUACAACAUGCUGGUACGUUCGAUUCUUCGUCGGGUUGUUCUUCACUGACUCUUCCGNNAGGUGCCAUGUGGAUCCGUCGUAGUUUCGGUGACGAUGCAUUGUACACAACUCUCGUUCAAGCAUAUUUAGACACCUUGUUACAAGAAGGUCACAACUUCGAGUGCUUUGUUGGUAUGUAUCAUCUACCCACCUCCGCUGUACACCACUUAUACAUCUCCNNAGAGGGCGGUCGUUCACGCACAGGAAAGCUCUUGCAGCCAAAGUUUGGAAUCUUGAGUUUCCUGCUCGAAAGUGUGCUGUCUGGUCAAGUCGAAGACGCCGUGAUUUGCCCCGUGAGCACACAGUACGACAAAGUCAUCGAAGUCGAUCUUCGUGAUUUCAUCAACGAGCAGAAACUUCGACUCACGACUUUGCCACCUCACAUCAAAUCUCCUGAGGAUGUUGCUCUCAAACGUCGUCUUCUAACUACCCUUGGCUACAAGGUGCUCUCUGACAUCAAUGCCGUCUCUGUAGUCAUGCCUACCGCUCUGGUCGGAACCGUCCUUCUCACCCUUCGUGGACGCGGUGCCGGCAAAUCAGAACUCGUGCGUCGAGUUGACUGGCUUACGGAAAGAGUAAAGAAGCAAGGUGGACGUAUCGCUCACUUUUCCGGGCUUCCAACCACCGUCGUUGUAGAGCGUGCUCUUGAAGUGCUUGGGCAAAACCUGGUUGGAGAAUACAAAAAUCUGCCCGAGAAGACUUACUAUGCUGCAGAUCGAUUCCAACUCAGCUUCUACCGCAACAUGACCAUUCAUUUGUUCGUGUCGGAAGCACUGGUCAGUGCUGCACUAUACACAAGAGUCAAAAUGGGCGGCGGUCCAGAGAAUCAGAGUAUUUCAUACAAUGACCUGUAUGAUUACGUCUUCUUCCUCUCGCAAGUAGGUUGUUCCCUCUCCCUGGCCGUUCUCAUACUAAUGUUGCAANNGCUCUUCCGUGGCGAAUUCAUCUUCCCAACGACACCUUUGGCAGAGAAUCUCACCAACACAUUGACCGGGCUCGAAUCAGACAAUAUCAUUUCAGUCAGCCGGUCCGAAAAUGACGGCAACACAAUCGAAUCGAUCUCACUCGACGAGUCAGAGCGCCUCUCAGGCCGUGAGAACUACGACUUUUACUGCUUCCUGAUCUGGCCAUUCAUCGAGGCCAGCUGGUUGGGUGCCAUAAGUCUCUUGAUGCUUACAGCUCCUUUGCCCAAUGUUUCACAACAAACCUCGCUACCGUUGAACGCUGUCGUUACUCAAGCACAAAGACUAGGCAAGACCUUGUAUGCCCAGGGAGACAUCUCGUACCUCGAAGCAGUGAAUCGUGAAACGCUGCGGAAUGCGUAUACAAGGUUCGCCGAAAGUGGGAUCAUCUCCAUCACAUCGCCAUCCAAGGACGGAAAGAUCCCCGCUGCUGUUCAUCUUACUACUGAGUGGUUGCCUGAGAGGACAGAGGAUGGACAGAUCAAGGCACAAGGAAAGCUUUGGGAGUUUUGUGAGAGCAUAAGUAAGGCAAGGCGAGAAGGAAAGAACAGACGUGAUGGCAACACGGUUGUGAGAAGAAUCUUUGGUUUGGUGGAGUUGGUUGGUGCUGGCUUGUGGAAGGAUGUCGAACCGUCUACAGUGGCUGUGCCUGCCAAAGAGGGUGCACAGUGGAAGGCCAAGAGAAGGGAGAUUCGAUCUUCGCCAAAGCUAUGA
Molecule: messenger RNA, 2412 nt
Organism: Aureobasidium vineae
Lineage: Eukaryota; Fungi; Ascomycota; Dothideomycetes; Dothideales; Saccotheciaceae
Source: the annotation of a GenBank genome assembly